Closterium sp. Naga37s-1 is the source of this 10554-nucleotide messenger RNA. The record is from the annotation of a GenBank genome assembly. Lineage: Eukaryota; Viridiplantae; Streptophyta; Zygnematophyceae; Desmidiales; Closteriaceae.
AUGGAGAAUAGAGAGGAGGAGCUGAAGAGUAAAGGGCCAGAACCGAGAAGUGAUGACGCAGAACCGAGGAGAAAAGAGGCAGAACCGAAGAGCAGAGAGGCGAAGGUGGAGUUCGACAUCGAUAUUGACGCGCUUCUGGCGGCGGCGAGCGACGACGACGAGCUGGAUGACGUGGACGACCUCGAGGAGGGCCUGUGGGGCGGACGCAGCCUGGAGGAGAUCCUGAAUGACGUGUCAGAUGACGACGAUGACGUGGCAGGUACUGGUGUCGAAAGCUUGAAAACUACACCGGAAUUGGACGUUUUUGUUCAGAAUACGACAGCUGAAGCAGCAGUUCUGUCUUCUAACGGGGAUAGCAGUCCCUCUCUGACGGUGUCUCGUUUGGAAUCAGCCUCCUCUUUGAUAGGAAACCCGACAGUCACUCUAAGCCCCUCUUCGGCCGCGUCCUAUGGCUCGUUGCCACGUGGCCCUGGUGGAUCAGGAAGCCCUGGAAGCCCUCAGUCAUUGGACGGUCGAGAUCUGUCGUUCGGGCAGUGGGAAAACGGCGGGAUUGGGUUGAACCAGGGAAAGGGGAUUGAAGCCGCGCAGAAGCCAGAUGUAGGCGCGGAAAUCACGGAUUUGAAGGGAGGGAAUUCAAAUUUUGUUUCGUUUGAAGCCAUACUGAGACCGCCUAAUGGUGAAGAUGAGCUCUUGGAAGAGGGGGCAAGGAGGGAGAAGGAGCAAGGGGAGGCGGAAACAGGUGGAGAGGGGGAGGAGGGCGAGGGGAAGGAGGGAGAGGGGAUGCAGUGUGAUGUGCGGGAGCCGUCUUUCGGGCAGUGGAAGGGGAGUGAUAAUAAAGGGAGUGUCAUUAAGGGGAGUGACAGUAAGGAGAGUGUCAUUAAGGGGAGUGACAGUAAGGAGAGUCUCAUUAAGGGGAGUGACAGUAAGGGAGGUGUGAUUAUGAUGAGAGAGAUUCGUGACACAAUUGAAGGGGACGAAGGGGUGACAAUUAGCAGAGCAACCCAGCUGCAGCAGCAGCAGCAGCAGCAGCAGCAGCAGCAGCAGCAGCAGCAGCAGCAGCAGCAGCAGCAGCCACCAGUUACACACAUGCCAGGAGGGGGAGGAGGAAACGAAGCACAAGGGGAGGCACGAGGAGUAGAGGCAAGGCAAGGGGGGGGAGAAGGAGGGGUAAGAGGAGGAGGGGGAGGGGAGAAGGGGGAGGGGGUAGCGGAGGAGGUGACAACGGGAGAAGUGAUGAUGGUGACUGAUAAAGUGCUGCUGCUGGUCCAAGUCCUCCCGAAGUUCGCCCCCAUAUGCACACUCGACCUGCUGCCAUACGCCCUGGACCCCAACAGCACCGCCCUGCCCUACGCUGCCUGGCGCUGGGGGCUCUCCUUCCGCCGCGCCCCUCCCCCUCCCUCCCCGCUCCACAAACCCGCCGCCUCCCGCCUCGUCCCCUCCUCCUCCACCCCCUCCUCCUCGUCCUCUUCACCCCCCUUCUCCUCCUCGUCUCCCUCCUCCUCGUCUCGAGUGAAUCCCUCUGUUCCCACGCCUCUGGUGCUCCCUCGCGCAUCUGCUAGCGCCAGCACCAGUGGCAGCGGCAGCAGCACGAGCACCCGUGGGGGAAGAGAGGGCGGGAGAGGGAGCAAAGGGGUUGAGCCAGGGUUCGGUGGUAGUGGGAUGGGGACAGGGGAGGGGAGCAGGGGUGGCGGAGAGAGGGCUGGUAGUGGGGGCAGUGGGAGGAGUAGGGUGGAUGGAAGGGUACGAGGAGGAAGUGUUGACUCGGCAUCAUCGGCUUCACCCCGGUCAUCCCCACCACCACCAUCAGCAGCAGCUGGAGGAGCAGCAGCAGCGGGGGGAGGAGCAGCAACAGGGGGGGGAAGAGGAGGGGGAGCAGCAGGAGGGGCAGCAGCGAGGGGGCCGUGGGUGCAGGAGAAGGUGUUUGCGCUGGGGUGGGGGCGGGUGGUGCUGGUGGUGAGUGUGUUUGGGCGAAGCAUGGAGGUGAUUCACCGCUGGGAUGUGCACUCCACUGUCGCUGGCCUCGCAUGGCUGGACCACCAGGUUCUCCUCAUCCUCACAGCCUCGGAGCACUUUUGUCUUUUCUCGCUGGGCGGCCAGCCAAUCAAGCGCCAGCCCUUGCUACACUACGACUCGGACUCAGAUUACAGCAGCUACAGUGCCGCCGGCCACGGCCGUUUCGGCCUGGUCUUCCACCCCUUUUUGUCUCGUAGCGGCCGCCCGAUCCCCUCGUUCCAGAACAGCGUCGCUGCCUGGAGCAGCGGGGCGGCGGCGUUUGUCCUCUUGCAAGGGGGCGGCAUGGUGGUGCGGGCGCACCUGCUGUCAUGGAAGGAGAGAAUCAAAUCUCUGGAAGCGGCCGGCGACUGGAUGAAUGCGCUGCACACUGCAAUGGAGAUAUACCAAGGGAGGGCGGUGGGCAUAACAGGGUUACCAUGCGACCCGGACGAGCUAGCAGCAGAAAUGGGGGCUCUCCUCUUAGCAUACAUAGAGCAGCUGCCCCUGCUGUUCGGGGCUGUGUUUGACAAGUUCACUCAGAGAGGGCAGCGAGGCAUUUUCCUGGAGCUCCUAGAGCCAUACAUCCUCACAGACCACCUCAGCACGCUCCCUCCUGAGGUGAUGCAAGCGCUAGUGGAGCAUUACAGUGAGAGGGGGUGGCUGUCACGCGUGCAGCAGUGUGUGCUGCACAUGGAUAUCGCCUCGCUCGAUAUCAACCAGGUGGUGCGCUUGUGCCGUCAACACAGCCUGCACUCUGCCCUCAUCUACCUCUUCACUCGCGCCCUCGCGGAUUUCGUCUCGCCAGCCCAGCAGCUCCUCUCCACCCUCCUCGCCUCCUCCUCCUCCUCCAUCUCCUCCUCCUCCUCCACCUCCGGAACUCACAGCAGUGGUUCGGGGGGGGAGAGGAGUCGGGAGAAGCAGAGGCAUAAGAAGCAGGAGGGGGAGAAUAAAGAGGAGAGGGAGGAGGGCCGGCAGUGCGGCUACCGCCUGCUGCUCUUCCUCAAGCUCACCUUCUCCAGCCUCAACUUCCCUCCAGGCAGUGGCGCAAUCUCCCCGUCUCUCCUACCCUCAGCCCAAGCCGAACUCCUUAACUUCCUCCUGAAACCCCACCGCCCACCCCACCACCGCUCUGCCUCUCUCUCCCCCUCCUCCCACGCCCUCCUCUGCUCGCCCCUCGCUCGCCUUCUUUCCUUCGAUCCCCGCGCCACACUUUCUGUGCUGCGCGUGAUUCUCCGCUCUGUGUCCAUACUGGAUCAGCCACAAACGAGUACAGAGCAGCCCAUAACGAGCGAGGAUUCGACGCUGGUGAAUGGUAGGGGUGCGGGUGCAGCUUAUAACGAGGAUGCUACUGUAGAUCCAGCCGCUGGUGGUAGACUUGUUUAUACUUUACUAGAAAUAGUUCGCUCCUGGUGCGAGGCUGCGGAUGCAAUAAGGAGUAACGAGGACUCCAAUAAGGGAGGAAACGACACUGUAGCUGUAGGUUCGGAUGCAGGCUCGGAACAUGGCUCGGAUGUAGGUCUGGGACUAGGCUUGGGCUUAGACAGGCUCGGGGAUGCAGCAGGCAGGGUGCUCGAGCUCGUGGCAGAGGCGGCAGCAGCGGGGAAAGUGGAGCUAGACCGAACCUCCCUUAACACAAUCUUUGUGUAUCUUACAUCUGCGACUGUCACCUUUGAUCUGCACGCCCUGCCCACUGCCUCUGCCACUGAUGGUGCUGAUGCUGAUGCUGGUGCUGGUGCUGAUGCUGGUGCUGGUACUCCUGCUGUGAGUAAGGGAGCUCUGUCCGCUGCUUCUCUAGGCUCCUCUAUCCCAAAGCUCAAGGAGACUGUACAGAAGAAACGUUCCUCCUCCUCCACCUUGUCACCCGCCUCUUGCACUGCGCUCGCUCUCCCUUCCCCCUCUGUGAGACGGGCUCAGAGGGAGGAGCGGAUGGAGGCGCUGGUGAUGGCUCUGCCCGGCUCCUGUGGUGUGGAUUUCAACGCUCUCCUGCCCCUGGCGCUGCAAGCAGGCUUCCACCAGGUGUGUGCGCGUCUAUUCAUGCGAACACACGGCAUGCUCGGCAUACACCAAGCGCUCUCCUCCCUCCUCACAGACUCCCACCACCCCGACAUGCCCUUCCGCCUCAUCCAAAAGGCAGCCCUCGCUCUCACCCGUAGGCACGGGGUGGUGGGUGGGGAGGAGGGUGCUGCGCUGCGAUUGGCCGUCCGACGCCACCUGGCGCAGCUGGUGCGGCUGGACGGCGGCACUUGUCUGUAUGUGGCGCUGGGGCUGCUGCGUCUGGAUUUGGAUUUGAUUGUGAGUGCAGAUCUCGCCGGCCGGCCACAGCUGCAGUUUGCCCUGCUGCGAUCCCUCUUCUCGUCCCAUUCGCAUCCUCCUCCUCCUCCGCUUUUGCUGCUCCCAUUGCUGCCGGCACCGGCAGGUGUAUCAGCAUCAGCAGGCCCUAAAGCAACAUCAGAAGUUCCAAAAACAGCAGCAGGGAAAGGAACAGCAGCUGCUGCUGCUGCUGCUGCAGCACCACUGCAAGCAGGAUCAGAACGAGAAGGAGGGGAUGAUGGGUUGGGGAUGGAGGGAUGGGAGGAGCAGAGGAAGCAGCUAGCAGCAGCAGCAUCCCCACGAAUGGUAGAGCUUUAUAUCGAGCUGCUCUGUAUCUACGACCCUCUCGCCCUGCUGCCCUUCCUCCAAUCGCCUCUCGCCACCUGUCGCCUCGACCGCUGCCUCCGCGUCUGCCUCGCGCACAUCUCCCCGGCGCUCGCCGCGCUGCCACGUCAGCCCAUGCCAGGUCAGCAGUCCGGGCCUCCACAGGUGCCACGUCAGCAGGCGGGGGGAGAGCCAGUCCUGAACUGCCACAUCAGCGCUGCGGCACGGGUGCUGCUGGAGCGAAUGGGGUUGGUUUAUGAGGCGCUGGCCCUGCUGCUGGUGGAAUUGCACUGCUGCUUGCGAGCUCUGGAUAGAGGGGUUGCUGGGAUGAUGAUGAAGGCGAGGAGGAAGAAGAGGAGGAUGGAGGUGAUGGGGAGGAGUAUAGCGGGGACAAUGGCUGAGGGGUCUGAGAGUGAGGCGGGGAGGAGGGGAGAGGGUGAAGGUGGUGGUGAAGUGAGGGCUGUUCCGAAGGGAAGAUCGGAUCUAGAGCAUAGAGAAGAGGAAAGGAAGAGGAGGAGGAGGAUGAGGAGGAGGAUGAGGAGGAAGGAGAGCGGCGGGUUGAUGACACAAGUGCUGCAGAUGGAAGAGGUGCGAGUGCUACUAGCCAUACAGCACGAGGCACUGGCUCUCUGUGCGCGCAGCACGGCCAGGCUGCCUCACUGGCAGUGCCGUGCCAUGUGGCGAACCCUCCUUGACUGCUUCCUCCUCCCCCUCAGGGCCCUCCCCAUUCCAUCUGCUCCUCCAGCCAUUACACCUGCACACCCCUCCCCAUCACACGCGCCCCCCAACCGCUGGCAUUCGCUCUACUCACACCUUCUUACAGUCACAGGGGCGUCUGGCGCAGCAGCGGCAGGCAGGAGCGGGGUGCAGUUCCCUGCAGGUGAUUCCUCAGCCACUGUAGCAGAGAUGGCAGGGAUGGUACCUCUGCCAGUCAUUGCCGCUUGGCUGCUUGGUGCUGGCGAUAGGCAGAGAGACGGGGAAGGGGGACGAGAUCUCAUGAAAGGAGGUGAGGAAGGAGGGAGAGAUCUAUUGCAGGCUAUGAUUUCUCACGACUCUCAAAAAGCAACCAUAAGGGAUACAGGGGUGAGCGACGGCUGGGGUAUGGGGUCGGACGAAAGGGGGACGAGGAUGGGCGGAGACAGGAGGGAGGGGGUAUCGAGGACAGCAGGGGACGUGGUGGGAGGGCUUCUGGAGAUUUUAAGCUGGGCAGGGUCGGACCAGCAGCUUUUGGCUGCUGCUUCCCGGGCAGCCAAUACAGAUUCUUUCUCCCACUGCUCCUCCCUGCUCUCCCUUCUGCAGCACCCCAUCCGUCCCUCCUCCCGCUCCUGCCGCCUAUGCUCCACUGCCCUGGAGUGCUUGCAGCGGCGCCAACAAGACAGCUUCUUCUUCCCUCCCCCUCACCAGUGCCCUGCCUGCGGCGCCUCUGCCACCCGCCUUGCCCCCUCGCACCUCUCCUCUCCCGCUGCUCCUCCUGCUGCCAUUGCCGCCUCUUCUGCUGCUCAUGCCGCCAGUUCUGGUGCUCUAGGUGCGCCAGUUCUGGGUGGGGGCAGUGGGUUGGCUGCUGCUCUGCUGGAGGCAACAGAGGAGAGGGAUGGAGAGAGGGGAGGGGCAAGAGGGGCGUCGAUAGCACCGUCGGCUGCGGCUGGUGGGACCUCUGCUGCAGCAUCCUCUUUAUCAUCGUCCUCGAUAAGCACAAGGCUUCUCACACUAGAAGCAUCCAGGAAACAGCAGCAACAAGACGAGUCGUGCCGGCUGAAACUUCCGCUCUGCUCCUCCCCCACCAUGGACGAGCUUCACAAAAUUCCUGGUAUGAAUUCCGGUCCCCCUCCUCCCACCAUGGCCGAAUUUCAGAAGAUGGGCCUCCCGGAGGUUCAGGAGCGCAUCGACCAGCUGUACGGCGAUCGCAAUGCGAAGAACUUUCGCGAAGGCCUCGGCAAGGGAUUGGUGUCCGUCGGUAAGGGCGUGUUCGCCGGCGUCGGAGGGCUCAUCGUGGCGCCGGUCGCGGGGCUCGUGCAGCAAGGCGGCGUCGGGCUUAUCAAAGGAACCUUUUUAGGGGUUGCAGGUGCCGUCGUUUUGCCGACCGUUGGGAUCGUGCAAGGCGUGCGGCAGCUGGGCGAGGGGAUUAAGAACACUCCCGACGCGGUUCGGGAGAUGAUGAAAAAGGAUAAGUGCGAGGAGGAGGCGGAGAAAUCGGAGGUAGUGGAGGAUGCCGAAGCGGAUAAGGUCAACGAAGAGACGUACUCGCACACGCGCGAAGCUGUUGAGAAAGUCGCGCUCGAAGACGAAGCCGCGAAAUCCGCCGCGAAAUCAGCGGAACCUUCCGAAGCCGCCGCGGCGGCGCCCGCGGAAAAACGGGAGAAGCGGGAGGUUAAGGAGGAGGAGCUGUAUGUGGCUCUGGAGGUUUCGACCGACGCGACGUCCGCGGAGAUCAAGAAGGCGUACUUUAAGCUAGCGCGUACGUGCCAUCCCGACAAGGUCCCUGACGACGAAGCCGCCAAGGCCAAGUUCCAAGCCAUCGGCGAGGCGUACCAAGUCCUCAUGGACCCCGAGACGCGCGAGAAGUACGACCAUUACGGCCGCGCCGCGCUCGACGGCACCUUCAUGGAUCCCGGCUAUUUCUUCACCAUGUCCUUCGGCGCGGAGAAGUUCAAGCCGCUUGUCGGAGAGCUUACUAUCGCGCACACGGCGGCGGGGAAUCUGACAGUAGAGGAGGUGAAGAGGUGGCAGGUGAAGAGGGAGAAGGAGCUCGCGGCGAUUCUGGUGAAGCGGCUGGAGCCGUGGAUGUCGGGCGACGAAGAAGGAUUUGUGCGCGACGCCGUGAAGCAGGUGGAUGAGCUCAAGGGCGAGGCGUUUGGCGUCGCGUUCCUGCAGUGCAUCGGCUAUACCUACUACACGCGCGCGCAAGUGCUGCUGGGCAUGACGGUGAUGCUGGGCAUUCCGAACUUCGUGAAUGCAGCCAAGGAGUCCAACCACGCGAUGAAGACUCGCCACAACGCCAUCGGCGCUGCGUUCAAGCUGUCGGACAUGCAGGUCACGGUGGACCCCACCAAGCUUCCCAGCAAGCAAGCAGGCCAGGGUGCCCCCCUUGCAAUGCUCCCUCCAUCCCGUGCUCACUCCAUUCCUUCCUCCCCACCAGGCUGUCGGACAUGCAGGCUGUCGGACAUGCAGGUCACGGUGGACCCCACCAAGCUUCCCAGCAAGCAAGCAGGCCAGGGUGCCCCCCUUGCAAUGCUCCCUCCAUCCCGUGCUCACUCCAUUCCUUCCUCCCCACCAGGCUGUCGGACAUGCAGGCUGUCGGACAUGCAGGUCACGGUGGACCCCACCAAGCUUCCCAGCAAGCAAGCAGGCCAGGGUGCCCCCCUUGCAAUGCUCCCUCCAUCCCGUGCUCACUCCAUUCCUUCCUCCCCACCAGGCUGUCGGACAUGCAGGCUGUCGGACAUGCAGGUCACGGUGGACCCCACCAAGCUUCCCAGCAAGCAAGCAGGCCAGGGUGCCCCCCUUGCAAUGCUCCCUCCAUCCCGUGCUCACUCCAUUCCUUCCUCCCCACCAGGCUGUCGGACAUGCAGGCUGUCGGACAUGCAGGUCACGGUGGACCCCACCAAGCUUCCCAGCAAGCAAGCAGGCCAGGGUGCCCCCCUUGCAAUGCUCCCUCCAUCCCGUGCUCACUCCAUUCCUUCCUCCCCACCAGGCUGUCGGACAUGCAGGCUGUCGGACAUGCAGGUCACGGUGGACCCCACCAAGCUUCCCAGCAAGCAAGCAGGCCAGGGUGCCCCCCUUGCAAUGCUCCCUCCAUCCCGUGCUCACUCCAUUCCUUCCUCCCCACCAGGCUGUCGGACAUGCAGGCUGUCGGACAUGCAGGUCACGGUGGACCCCACCAAGCUUCCCAGCAAGCAAGCAGGCCAGGGUGCCCCCCUUGCAAUGCCCUUAAAGCCCAUCUUCUGCAGCAGUUUAAAGCCGAUGUUCGAUGGCGAGUUCCCCAACCCGUUCGACAAUGCCGGCGAUUUCGAGCUCGGCUUUCCCGUGCGAAGCCUCAAAGAGCUGUUGCUGUGUCGCGUCAUGGGUCAGAUUCGGGAGAAGCCGGAUUGGAUGCGGAAGGUGACGGACGACGAAAUCGUCAAGAGAUGGAAGGCGGAAUUGACGGAGCCGGCAGCGGUCGUCCAUCCUGACGGUUUCAUCGACGCCAGCAAGGAGUACUGGAGUGCGGAGGAAGCUUCGGCCGUGCUUUCGUUCCUGAGGGAGACCACAACGCGGCCUGUCAAGAUCGACCCUGCUCUCUUCGCCUACGCAAUCUCUGAGCUACGCUGGCUCGUCUCCUCCCUCUCCUCCUCAUCCUCCUCCCCUCCCUCUUCUCCACUCUCCUCUCUCUCCCUCCACGGGAAUCCCAAGGUCCUACCCUCCGCAGUAGACGGCGUAUUCAUCUCCCCAGACCCCCCAUUCGACCCCUCACUCAAGCAACUCUUUUUAGACGGAAUCACCACGCUAGAAUCAGUUCCCGAGGAUCAAAUCGACUACCACCCAGGCUCAAAUCACCAAGUAGUCGAUCUCAUUCACCCCAGCCUGCAUUGCCUGGUCUUUGGUCGCACUAGAGUCAUCCAGGAUCCGCCCAACGACCUUCAGAUUCUGCCCUGGGAUGAGCUGGUUAGCAGCUUGGGAGAGGUGGCUCGGCCUAUGCCGCCCGGCCAGCCGACCCGACCGGUGUUUUACCCAACCGGGAAUCAUUCGUACCUCUCGGAAAAGUUUCAGUGGCUGCCCGCCGAGGUGGAUGUUGCAGCUGACAGGCAGAGUGCAAAGUUUCGGUCGUAUAUUAAUAACCUGCAUCCGCAUGAAUUUGCGGGGAUGUAUCGGGGCUUGGAGCAUAUUUUUGCCACUGCGUUUGUGCCGUUGUUUAACAAAGUGCUGACAGAAGCGGUCCGGCAGCGACGAGAGCGAUUUGACUAUGAUAUUUACGGGUGGUAUGAUGAGUGGAAGGGCGAGAGGGAAUACGACAAGGACGACGACGACGACUACCACCAGUGGCUGGUGGACCGGCAGCCCAAGCAGCCAGACACCCCUGCAGAGUUCUCGCCCCCAGUGCCUCCCUCCCCUGGGCACGUGGUGGAUCUGAAAGGGCGGCGACUGCAGGUGGUGGUGAAGGUGGCGAGCAUUCAGUUGACUCCUGAGAGCCCGAGAUACCCUGGGGGUACUUGGCAUGUGGAGGGCAUGAGGAAUGAGCAUAUUGUGGCCACAGGCAUCUACUAUUUCGACUCUGACAACAUCACUGAGUCGCGCCUUCAGUUCAGAAUCACCGUUGCCGAACCAGACUACGACCAGAACGACAACAAAGGCGUGGCUCGGAUAUACGGCCUGGUGGACGACGGACCUCUCACCCAACCUCUAGGCUCAGUCCGGACCGACAUCCCGAACCUCUGCCUCGCCUUCCCAAACCACUUCCACCACCGCGUCGCGCCGUUCGAGCUACAGGACAAAACCCGCGCCGGCCACCGGAAGAUUCUUGUCUUUUUCCUGGUGGAUCCGCGGGUGGCGAUUGUAUCCACUGCGCGCGUGCCACCUCAGCAGAUGAGCUGGCAGAGGAGGGAGCUGGAGAGAAAAGGCCACCCGUGUUCGGUCCUGCCUGGGUUAGCUCUUGAUUUGAUUGCACAGGGAGUGGGUGGGGGAGAGGGUGGGGAGGAGGGUAAGGGAGAAAGUAGUGGUGUGGAGAGAGGUGGGGAGGAGGUUAGGGUUGACGAGGGAGGAGAUGGAGGAGAGGGUCAAGGUGUGAAGGAAGAGAGCAGGGGUGUAGAUAGAGAGAGCAGGGACGGCAGGGGCACAGCAAUGACAAUGGAAGAAGCAAAGAAGAAUCGGGAGGCUCUGAUGGAAGAGAGGAAGGCGCUGGUGCAGCUGGCCAAUGAGGAGCUCUUUGAACGGCCCUUCUCGCUCUGCGAACACUGA